Umbelopsis ramanniana AG is the source of this 1171-nucleotide messenger RNA. RefSeq lists its product as uncharacterized. The transcript has 4 exons. NCBI's taxonomy places the organism in Eukaryota, Fungi, Mucoromycota, Umbelopsidomycetes, Umbelopsidales, Umbelopsidaceae. The record is from RefSeq and is a predicted model, not a curated record. Bases 10 to 1062 code for a protein of 350 amino acids.
UAAACCUUCAUGGCUAAGGGUGAAUCCACAUUAUCGACGCGUUAUCGGCUGCGGAAAAAACCAGAGACUGGGGGUAGCCUCAAAUCGGAUCUGCAAUCGCCAAAGAUUGACCAGAAACAGCAUUUCAAAUCCACACCAGAGCGAAUAACACAAGCAGUAGUUAAGAAGAAAAACAAUAUAAAAAACAAUAUAAAGACUGCCAAUGCGAAUGAUCGACCAAUUGCAUCUCUGCCGCAACAGAAUGAGAAACCAGCCGUUGCCGCAAUGGAUAAAUAUGUUAUUCGAAGGAGAGAGGAAGUUACUACCAUAAGCCCAAAGGAUGCUGAAGAAAAGCAUGCAGUCUUGCCGCCUACUACGGUGAUAAAUGCUUCAGCUGAUAUACUUUCAACGGCGUCACCCAGUGGGGGCGACAGUGGACAAUUGAUAUCUGACGAAAGUUCAAACCGAAAACACGCUUUAGCCAGUGAUGAGGAACGCGACGAUGUUAACAACGACCUCAAUCACCAUUCAAAGUUCAGAAAGGUAUCGCCUGAAACUACAGUAAUUCAAGAUGAUGAGGACGUGCAAGAAAAUACCCAAGAUCCACUUACCCCGAAAUCACAAACAAGUGAUCAAGAGCCAAGCUAUGCGCCGUCCAACCGCAUGUCUUCGCCAACUAUUCCUCAACAAAAGCUACCCAUAUCUCCGGCUCGCACACCGACAAAGACCACUAGAAGCACGAACCUUAUACAAACCUCGCCUGCAUCACCAGUUCGCUUUCGAAAACCUCAAACAGAAAACGAAAGCGACCCUGGUCUUACUAAUCUCAUGUAUCGAUUGCGACAGGAUCGCAGCGGCUUAAAACUUCCUGAUAAAUACGAAGCACUGGAGAGAAUACAGUAUGCGCUGGAUCAUACCAUCUUGUUCGCAACAGCUCAAAACAGCAUUUGCCAUUUUCACAAGAUUAGAAAGCCAGUGGAGAACAUGAGUCGAAGGUUGGUAUCUUUUGCGUUUUGUAGUUUUCGUGCAUCUACCUUCGUUAACCAUUCAUUUUUCCACCGCUUUGCAGAACGUUUGACCUGAAUCAUCUCGCACAGAUCAAGCAUUUAGAGCCGAAUGCCUAUAAUAUGCGACCCGUUCGAGUUUUACAUGAAGGUCAAAGGAUUGAAUCCCUCCUAAUUGGAUUUCCAGA